UCGUGUAUAUAUGUCAACACUAAAAACUGCCAUAAAAAAAUGUUUAUCAGCUAUUCGCAGGCUUAAUAUUGAAAAUAUAUCAAAUAUAGAACCUAAUGUUAAUAUAGCUUAUAGUAAAAUUGACAAGGCUGUCAAAAGAAAAAUUUAUUAUCAUCUAAUUAAUACACUUAAUAUAACAAGCAAAAAUCACAAUCAAUAUCGUCAUCAAUACGCUUUAACUGAUUUAAUAGAAAUUCAGAAAACAAGCUUUUACUGGUUUUUAAAAGAAGGUCUAAUUGAAGAAAUAGAAAAAUUUUCCCCUAUCAUUGAUUUUGAUAAAAAAUUCAUAAUAUAUUUCUCAGCAAAAAAUUUUAAAUUAAAAUACCCAAAACACAAACCAGAAGAGGCUAAAAACAAAGAAAUAACUUAUGGAGCUAAACUUUAUAUUCCUUUUACUUUAAAAAAUAAUCUAACAGGAGAGAAUAUUGAUUCUCGUUUAGAUGUAGGAGAAAUGCCUCUAAUGACAGAUAGAGGAACUUUCAUUAUAAAUGGUUCCGAAAGAGUUGUAGUUAAUCAAAUAGUACGUAGUCCUGGUAUUUAUUAUAAGCUAGAAUACGAUAAGUAUAAUAACCCUAUAUACAGUGCAACUCUAAUUCCACAUAGAGGCUCUUGGUUAAAAUUUGAAUUAGACAAAAAUAAUCUAGUAUGGGUUAAAUUUGAUCAAAUAAAUAAAGUAUUUCUUGCAUCUUUUUUUAAAGCAUUAGGUUUCAAAAAAAAAGAAAUUUUAGAAAAUAUAAAACAUGUUAAAUACUUUGAAGAAAAACUUUUAAAGUUUUAUGACAAGCCUAAAGAAAGAGAAAUAAUUGAAAUCUAUCAGUCUAUGCAGAUGUUUGAAGAUGAGAAAGGAAAUUUGAUUAAUAAAUUUGCUGAUAGAAAGAAAUAUGAUUUAGGUAAAAUCGGAAGGAUAAAAUUAAAUAAAAAACUAAAUUUAGAUAUUUUAGAUACUAUAAGAACAAUAACAAAUAAAGAUAUAUUAGCAAUUGUAGAUUAUUUAGUUGGUCUAUCUUUUGGUAUUGGUAAAAUAGAUGAUAUAGAUCAUCUUUCUAACAGACGUAUAAGAUCUGUAGGUGAACUACUACAACAUCAAUUUAGAAUUGGACUAAGCAGAAUUGAACGUAAUAUUAAAGAUAAAAUUACCACUUCUAAUGAUGAAGAUAUUGCUCUAAAAACUAUCGUUAACGGUAAACCCUUAUUAAUGGCUAUAAAGGAAUUUUUCAAUUCUAGCCAGCUUUCUCAAUUUAUGGAUCAAGUUAAUCCUCUAGCAGAAUUAACACAUAAACGUAGAAUCAGUGCAUUAGGGCCUGGUGGCUUAAAUCGUGAUCAUACUGGGUUUGUUGUUAGAGAUAUACAUCCAAGCCAUUAUGGUCGUAUUUGUCCAAUUGAAACACCUGAAGGAACUAAUGCAGGUUUAAUUGGUUCUUUAGCACUUAAUGCUAGAGUUAAUAAAUAUGGGUUUAUAGAAGCUCCUUUUUAUAACGUAGAACAGGGAAGAGUAUGCUAUGAAAAGGCAAUUUCAUAUUUAAAUGCUGAAGAAGAAGAUGAAUUCAAAAUUGCACCAGCAGAUAUUUUAGUCGAUGAUAAUGGACAUAUUAAAGGAGAUAUUAUACCGGUUCGCUAUUAUCAAGAAUUUAUCACCGCUUCUCCUGAAGAAGUAGAUUAUAUUGCUAUUUCUCCUGUACAAAUUCUGUCAGCAGCAACUUCAUUAAUUCCAUUUGUUGAGCAUGAUGACGCGAACAGAGCCUUAAUGGGAUCUAAUAUGCAACGACAAGCUGUACCGCUAUUAUAUCCUGAAAGACCUAUAGUAGGAACAGGACUAGAAACACAAAUUGCUAGAGACUCUGGAAUGGUUAUCGUAAGUGAAGAUGAUGGUGAAGUUACUGAAGUUACAGCCAAUACAAUUGUAAUAAAAACUUCUAAUAAUCAGUAUAAAAAAUAUAUAUUACAAAAAUACCAGAGAUCAAAUCAAGAUACUUGUAUUAACCAAAAGCCAAUAGUUUGGCCAGGUGAAAGAGUAAAAGUAGGUCAAGUUAUUGCAGAUGGUUCAGCAACUGAAAAAGGUUCAUUAGCAUUAGGUAAAAAUAUAUUAGUAGCUUAUAUGCCUUGGGAAGGGUAUAAUUACGAAGAUGCUUUUAUAAUAAGCGAAAGAUUAGUAUACGAUGAUAUUUAUACAUCGAUUCAUAUUGAACGAUAUGAAAUAGAAGCUCGAAUCACAAAAUUAGGAGCAGAAAAAGUUACACGUGAUAUCCCAAAUGUAGGAGAAAAUAAUUUAAAACAUUUAGAUGAAAGAGGUAUUAUUAAAAUAGGAACAUGGGUUGAAUCAGGUGAUAUACUAGUGGGCAAGGUUACACCUAAAGGUGAUUCAGAUAAUCUACCAGAAACUAGAUUAUUAAAAGCUAUUUUUGGAACAAAAAAUAGAGAAAGCAAUGUAAGAGAUUCCUCAUUAAGAAUGCCCAAUGGUAGUAGAGGUAGGGUCGUUGACAUCAAAAUAUUUGGUAAAAUAAAUGAUAUUACUGAAAGCACUAAUAUUAUAGUUAAAGUAUAUAUUGCUCAGAAAAGAAAAAUUCAAGUGGGUGAUAAAAUGGCUGGUCGUCAUGGAAACAAAGGUGUCAUUUCGAGAAUUUUACCACGAGAAGAUAUGCCAUAUCUUCCUGAUGGUACUCCUAUUGAUAUUAUUUUAAACCCAUUGGGCGUGCCUUCAAGAAUGAAUGUAGGUCAGUUAUUUGAAUGUCUUUUGGCUUUAGCAGGUUAUUAUUUAAAUAAACGAUUUACAGUUAUGCCUUUUGAUGAAAUGUAUGGUGUAGACUCAUCAAGAAAAGUAGUUAAUAAAAAAUUAAAACAAGCUAUGGAAAUUUCUGAUUUAGAAUGGUUAUUUAACAAAAAUUCUGCAGGUAAAAUUCCUCUAUUUGAUGGUAGGACAGGGGAACCUUUUGAUAAUCCAGUUACAGUCGGAAUUGCGUAUAUGUUAAAAUUAAUUCACUUAGUGGAUGAUAAAAUGCAUGCAAGAGCUACAGGGCCUUAUGCAUUAAUAACACAACAACCUUUGGGUGGUAGAGCACAAAAUGGUGGACAAAGACUAGGAGAAAUGGAAGUUUGGGCUUUAGAGGCAUAUGGAGCAGCUUAUACUUUACAAGAAUUAUUAACUAUAAAAUCUGAUGAUAUGUAUGGCAGAGUAGAAGCCCUACAUUCUAUGAUAAAGGGAAAUCCUAUACCACAAGCAGGAAUACCAGAAUCAUUUAAAGUUUUAAUAAGGGAACUACAAGCUUUAGGAUUAAAUAUAUCCACAAAUAAGAUUACUUCUGAAUUAGAAUCUUUAUCUACUAAAGCAGAAAUAGAUAUUUUAUCUCAUCAAUCAACUGAUAAUAAACUUAAUAGUAAUGAUAUGUUAAUAAUUAUUAUGAAUAAAAUAGAACAAUUAUUUGAUUAUAUAAGUAUAAGUCUAGCUCCGCCAGAAAAACUGUUAAAAUUAGGAGAACAUGCAUUACCUAAUGGUCAAAUAGUGGGAGAAGUUAAUAGCACAGAAACAAUUAAUUAUAAAACCCUAAAACCGGAAAUGGGAGGAUUAUUUUGUGAAAGAAUUUUUGGUCCUGUUAAAAAUUGGGAAUGUCAUUGUGGAAAAUAUAAAAGAUUUAGAGCGAAAAAUUUAGUUUGCGAAAGAUGUGGAGUAGAAGUCACGGAAUCUAAAGUGAGAAGAUAUAGAAUGGGUUAUAUUAAUUUGUCUACUCCUGUAACACAUAUUUGGUAUAUAAAAGGUUUGCCUAGCUAUCUGGCUAUAAUUUUAGAUAUGAGACCAAAAGAUAUUGAGCAAGUUGUAUAUUACAAUUCAUAUAUUGUAAUAAAUAUCAAAAAUAAAAAACUAAAACUAAGUAACGGUAGAUUAAUUGAAGAACGUUCUUUAUUAAAUGAAAAAGAAUGGGAAGAAUUAGAAGAUAAAAUUUAUUUAAAGGAUUCCGAAUUAGAAUCUAAUGAGAAUAAUGAAACUUGUGAUGAAAUUUCGGCUCCAGAAAUUGAUGCAGAAAAAGCUAUUGAAAUAGAAAUAGGAAUUGGAGCUGAAGCAAUAAAAAAAUUACUAACUAAUUUAAAUUUAGAUAUAGAAGAGGAAAAAUUAAGAAAAUCUAUUAGUUAUAUUGAUGAUCAGCUUGAACUUGCUAAAGCUAUAAGACGUCUAAGACUUUUACAAAAUCUUAUAAGCUCUCAAACAAAUCCUGCAUGGACUGUAUUAGAAGUAUUACCAGUAUUACCACCUGAUUUAAGACCAAUGAUACAAUUAGAUGGAGGACGUUUUGCUAGCUCGGAUUUAAAUGAUCUAUACAGAAAAGUAAUUCACCGUAAUAAUAGAUUAGUGAAAUUACAAGAGAUUCUAGCACCAGAAAUAAUAAUUAGAAAUGAAAAAAGAAUGUUACAAGAAUCAGUAGAUGCUUUAAUUGAUAAUGGCCGUCGUGGGAAGACAGUUGUUGGUGCAAAUAAUAGGCCUCUAAAAUCUUUAUCUGAUAUUUUAGAAGGUAAACAAGGUCGUUUUAGACAGAAUUUAUUAGGAAAACGAGUAGACUAUUCGGGAAGAUCAGUGAUUGUAGUAGAUCCCACAUUAAAACUUUAUCAAUGUGGUUUACCAAAAGAAAUGGCAAUUAUCCUAUUUGAACCAUUUAUAAUUAAUGCUUUAAUUCAUCAAGGACUAGUGUAUAAUAUAAAAGCUGCUAAAAAGCUUAUACAACGUAAUGAACACGUAGUAAUGGAAAUUCUAGAAGAAGUGAUACAAGGACAUCCUAUCUUGUUAAAUAGAGCACCAACAUUACAUCGUUUAGGAAUACAAGCGUUUGAACCUGUAAUAGUUGAGGGAAGGGCAAUUAAAUUACAUCCAUUAGUAUGUCCUGCAUUUAAUGCAGAUUUUGAUGGUGAUCAAAUGGCUGUUCAUAUACCUUUAUCAAUUGAAGCUCAAACUGAGGCAAGAAUACUUAUGUUUGCACCACAUAAUUUUUUAUCGCCUGCAACAGGUGAUCCUAUAAUUACACCAAGUCAAGACAUGGUUUUAGGCUGCUAUUACCUGACAGCUGAUAAUCCUUAUUCACAAAAUAUCAAUGAAAAUUAUUUUGCUAGUUUUGAUGAUGCUUUAAUAGCAUAUGAAAACAACUUAAUCACUUUGCAUAGCUAUAUUUGGGUACGGUUUGACGGUAUAAUAGAUGACGAAUUUAAAGAGAAUUUAAUAUUAGCGAAGAAAAUUAGCUCUAACUGCUACUUGUAUAUUUAUCCAAAUCGUCAAGUAAAAGAAUAUUUAGAUAAUAAAAUGAAAAUACAAUAUGUGCGUACUACUGUAGGCAGAAUUUUAUUUAAUACGACUAUUACUAAUACAAUGACAGAUAAUAUAAUUUCUUAUCUGGAUAGAAACUUAAUAUUUUUAAAUAGAGUAAUAAAUAAGAAUGAACUGAAACAAAUUAUUGCCUUUUUCUUUCAAAAAUAUGGUAUAACAGUUGCUACUAAAGUUGCAGAUGAGUUAAAAACAUUAGGAUUUCAUUAUGCUACUAAAGCGGGCUUAUCUUUAAGCCUAGAAGACCUAAAAGUUCCAGUAUUAAAAAGGGAAUUAAUUGAUAAUACUGAUUAUCAAAUUCAACAGACAGAAAAUAAAUAUCUUAGGGGUGAAAUUACUAUUGUAGAAAGAUUACAAAAAGUAGUUGAUACAUGGAAUAACGCUAGUGAAGACUUAAAAAAUGAGUUAGUUAAUUAUUUUAUUCAUAGAGACCCCUUGAAUCCUAUUUAUAUGAUGGCUUUUUCUGGUGCUAGAGGUAACAUUUCACAAGUUAGACAAUUAGUAGGAAUGCGUGGUUUAAUGGCAGAUCCUCAAGGUCAAAUUAUUGAUUUACCAAUUAAGAGUAAUUUUAGAGAGGGAUUAAAUUCUACAGAAUAUAUUAUAUCUUCAUAUGGAGCUCGUAAAGGUAUAGUAGAUAUAGCACUUAGAACAGCUGAUUCUGGUUAUUUGACGAGAAGAUUAGUUGAUGUAGCGCAAGAUUAUAUUAUUAAGUCCCGGGAUUGUGGCACGAAACAAGGCAUAUAUUUAACAGAUUUAAAAGAUAAUGAUAGAGUAAUUAUUCCACUUGAAAAGAGAUUAAUAGGAAGAGUUUUAGCAGAACAAAUAUAUGAUGUUUAUACUCAGGAAAUUAUAGCAAAUUAUAACCAAGAUAUUUCACCUAAGUUAGCUGAAAAAAUUGUAGCACUUGGAAUUAAGGAAGUAUUUAUUCGUUCUCCUUUAACUUGUGAAUCAAAACAGGGUGUUUGUCAGCUUUGUUAUGGAUGGAAUUUAGCAUAUAAUAAAAUAGCUGAUAUUGGUGAGGCCGUAGGUAUUAUUGCAGCUCAGUCUAUUGGGGAGCCUGGAACGCAAUUAACUAUGCGAACUUUUCAUACGGGAGGGGUUUUUACUGGACAAUUAGCAAAACAAAUUAGAGCACCUUUUGAAGGUAGAAUUUUACCAUUCGGCCUAAAGAAGACUUCAUUAACUAGAACAAGAUAUGGUGACAAGGCUUUAUUAAUUGAAGACAAUGUAACUAUAACAAUUCAAAGUGAUAGUAAUGUAAAAGAAUCAUUUGAGCUCAAACCAGGUGUUAUCUUAUUUGUAACUUCUAAUCAAUUAGUAAAAAAAAAUGAUUUAAUUGCAGAAUUUCCAUUAAGUAGCCGUCUAAUUACAGAAAAUGCUAAUAAGAGAGUUAUUACUGAUCUCUCAGGUGAAGUGUAUUUUAGUAAUCUUAUUGUUGAAGAAAAAAUAGAUUUAAAUCAAGACAAGAAUGAAUAUAUAAAAAGAAUAACUAGAAAUGAUGGAACAAUUUGCAUUUUAGCAGGAGAAAUAUAUAAUUUACCUUUAGAUUCUAAAAUUAACGUACAUAAAGCUGAAUAUAUACAUAAAGGACAAAGCUUAGCCACACUUGAAUUAGUUAGUCAAUUUGGAGGUAAACUUCAUAAGUUAUAUAAUAGUCAAUUUGAAGAAGAUAUAAAUGCUGAAUUAGCUCAUGCUUCAAUUCUUUAUGAUGGAAUUGAAACAUUAUAUGUUGAUAAAUCUAAUAUUAAUGAACAGUAUAUUUUUCAAACAGUAAAUAAUAGAAAAUUUAUUCUUAAAACUAAUCCUGGUAAUUAUAUCUAUAAUAAUAGAUUUGAAAUUUUUGGGGAAGAAAUUCUUGAUAAAUAUCGUACUGAAACGGGUGGAAUUAUAAAAUAUGAUACGAUUAAAACUUCAAAACGUAUAAAAGAUAAUGAGGGAUAUGAAUUGCUAGAAGAAGGGACUUUGUUUUGGAUUCCUGAAAUUACAUAUGAGCUAAAUAUAGAUCAUUCAUUGCUGAAAGUAAAAAAUGGAGAAUUUAUAAAGUCAUCUCAUUUAAUAACUGAUCAAAUCUCAGCCCCUUAUGAUGGGAUUAUCGAGAUUAUAAAAAAACAUAAUAUGGUUAAAGAAGUUAUUCUAAAAAUAGGCACUCUUUAUCCAAUUAAAGAUGAUAAAUUGGUUAAAAUAAUAAAAAAGCAAAAUAAACAAAUUAUAUACAAGGAUAAUUUUUUAUUUCAAAUUUUUAAUAUAAAACAUAUUGACAUAGCUUUUAUCGAAAUUUAUGAAUAUUCAUCAACAAAUUACUUAUUGAUUAGACAUGCUUAUCCAUAUGAGAUCAAAAAAAACACUGAAAAUUUCUUUAGUAUUCAAAGAUUUUCACAAGAAAUUACUUCUUUAUUAAUUUUUAAUAAGAUUUACUUAAGAUAUAAAGAUGGACAAAGAAUAAAAUCAUUAACUGGAAUAAAUUUAGUUAAAAACAUAUGGAUAUGUAAAUUACAAUCUAAUUUCUCAUAUUUUAAAAUAAAUUUUGAACUUAUUAAAAAUAAAAUCGGAAAAAUUAAUAAACUAGAAAUAGUAUUUUUAGAGCAUAUUAGUCUAAAAAAACAAAAUUCUAUCAAAUCUAAUAAAAAUUUAACUUCAACAAAAAUUCUAGUAGAUCUAAAACAAAUAUUAAAUGCAUCUGAUAUAAUUGCUCAAACAGAUAUUUUAUGUAAAGAAGAUGGUCAAGUUUUAAACAUUAAAACAGAUAAAAUACAUAGAAUAUUAAUUUUAACUGAAAAAGAUAAAAAAUCUUAUAUUAAUAAUUCGACUAAAUGGAAUGUAAAAAAAGGAGAUUGGAUUAAAGCUGGGGAUUAUAUAAGUGAUAAUGUUAUAGCAAAAGAAUCUGGACAAGUUCUGGAAUGUAAUAAUAAUUCUAUCAUUGUGCGCAAAGGGAAAGUCUAUUUAAUCUCUAUUGGAACGGUUUUACUUAUAAAAAAUCAAGAUUUUAUUCAGAAAGGAGAUACUAUUGCAGUUUUGUCCUAUGAAAGGUUUAAAACUGCUGAUAUAGUACAAGGAUUACCUAAAGUGGAAGAAAUUUUAGAGGCGAGAAGAGUGAAGGAACAAAUUCUAUUAUCUAAAGAUUGUGGUCAUUUAUACUUUGAGGAAUUAAAAAAUAUAUUAUGGAUUUUUGAUUAUAACAACUUAAAAGCUCUUACUCGGCAAAACUUAUUAGAUUCAGAGGUAGAUAAGUUACAAUUAGCGUACAUGAGUUAUGUAAACUUAGCAGAUUCAAUAAUAGAUGGUUCUUAUAACACUCAUCUACUAUUAGAUUUAUAUUUUGAGUUUUUUAUAAAACAUGUUGUAGGUUAUUUGCCUCAACAAAGAGACAUAUGCGUAGAAUUAAGUUUUAGGAAAAUACAAAAUAGUUUAAUUAAUGAAAUUCAAUAUGUUUAUCAAUCGCAAGGUGCUGACAUCUCUGAUAAACAUAUUGAAGUAAUUAUCCGUAAAAUGACUUCAAAAGUAGAAAUGACAAGUUGUGAAAUGGAUGAAAUAUAUACUGGAGAAUUGAUAAAUUUAGCACAAAUAAAAUCUAUGAAUCUAGGUAUUAAUUUACUAGAGAAAUUACAAUUUAAAAAAGAAGUAAAAAAAAGAAGGGAGAAGAAGAAGAGAAAAGAAGAAGAGAAAAGAGAAUUUAAUAAAGAAUAUAGUGAAGAUGAGCUAUAUGUGCAAUUGAAAGAAAGAGAAAAUGAAGAAGUUUUAUCUUUUGAUUAUAAACCAAUUUUAUUAGGAAUAACUAAAGCCUCAUUAACUACUAAAAGUUUUAUUUCUGCUGCAAGCUUUCAAGAAACUAGACGUGUAUUAACCAAAGCAGCUUUUGAAAAUCAUAUAGAUUGGCUAAAGGCAUUAAAGGAGAACGUAAUUAUUGGUCGUUUAAUUCCUGCAGGUACUGGGUUUAAACAAUUUUACUUAUAUGAAUAUACAAAAAAAAAUUCUGAACAAAAUAUUAUUUCUAUAAAUCCAUAUAAUUUUGAAGAUAAUAUCAUAUAUAAAUUAUUAACUAAUAAACUAGAAAAGAAUAAGAAAUUGAAUUAAUUAUGAAUUAAAAAUCUAAAAAAGGAU
Molecule: messenger RNA, 9436 nt
Organism: Galdieria sulphuraria
Lineage: Eukaryota; Rhodophyta; Bangiophyceae; Galdieriales; Galdieriaceae
Product: [pt] DNA-directed RNA polymerase subunit
Exons: 5
Coding region: 11-9409 (3132 amino acids)
Biological process (GO): DNA-templated transcription
Molecular function (GO): ribonucleoside binding; DNA binding; DNA-directed RNA polymerase activity
Source: RefSeq, a predicted model, not a curated record